GUAGGUGUUCAUGAAUGUACCGCAGCUGAACGUGCUUCUUACACGUGCACAGUCGGUUUGUAGACACAGGACUGUGGAGACAAACAGUUUCUGAAGCUUUUCGGUUCAACGCUGCGUGGUUUGUCAACAUAUCUAGUAGUCGCGGACGGUUUUGUUUGAGAGGCGGCUCUGAAACCAGAGCACAAUGAUGAAGUACAUCCUUGUUACUGGUGGAGUCAUCAUCAGGCAUCGGUAAAGGGCUCAUAGCAAGCAGUGUGGCACCAUCCUAAAGUCAUGUGUUCUACAUGUGACCCGCCAUUAAGAUCGCCCGUAUAUUAACAUAGACUCUGGCACAUUUUCACCCUAUGUGCAGGGCGAAGGUGUUUGUGCUCGAUGACGUGAGGGGAGGUGGACCUUGGACACUGGGCAACUAUGAGCGAUUCCUUGACAUCCGGCUCACCAGAGACAACACGACCACCGGAAAGAUCUAUCAGUCAGUCAUCAACAAGGAGAGGAGGGGAGACUAUCUGGGCAAGACUGUGCAGGUGGUGCCACACAUCACAGAUGCCAUUCAGGAAUGGGUGGUGAAGCAGGCGAAGGUUCCUGUCGAUGACGAUGAUGUGGAACCUCAAGUCUGCGUAAUAGAGUUAGGAGGCACUGUUGGAGACAUAGAGAGCAUGCCUUUCAUCGAAGCCUUCAGACAGUUCCAGUUUAAGGUCAAGAGGGAGAACUUCUGUAACAUCCACGUCAGUCUCAUACCACAGCCAAGUGCAACAGGAGAGCAGAAGACGAAGCCAACACAGAACAGCGUCAGAGAGCUCAGAGGACUGGGGUUGUCUCCUGAUUUGAUCAUGUGUCGCUGCUCCACAGCUCUGGAGACCUCAGUCAAAGAAAAGAUAUCGAUGUUUUGCCACGUAGAACCAGAACAGGUGAUCUGUGUGCAUGACGUGUCGUCCAUCUACAGAGUCCCCUUACUGCUUGAGGAUCAGGGCGUGGUGGGCUACCUGAGCCGCCGACUCAACAUGCCCAUCGAGGCCCGACCGAGGAAGAUGCUGACGAAAUGGAAGGAAAUGUCUGACAGGUCGGACCGACUGCUGGAGCAGUGCUCUAUCGCUCUGGUCGGGAAGUACACCAAAUUCUCGGACUCGUACGCUUCUGUUAUCAAAGCUCUGGAGCACUCGGCUCUGGCCAUCAGCCACAAACUGGAGGUUAAGUACAUAGACUCAGCAUAUCUGGAGCCCAGCACUCUGCAGGAGGAGCCUGUGAAAUACCACGAGGCAUGGCAGAAACUCUGCAGCGCUGAUGGGGUCCUGGUUCCUGGAGGAUUUGGGGUCAGAGGAACUGAGGGAAAGAUCCACGCCAUUAGCUGGGCCAGGAACCAGAAAAAACCUUUCUUAGGUGUGUGUCUAGGAAUGCAGUUGGCUGUUUGUGAAUUUGCCAGAAACACACUUGGCUGGAAAGAUGCCAACUCAACAGAAUUUGACCCAGAGUCAAAGCAUCCUGUGGUAAUCGAUAUGCCUGAACAUAACCCAGGUCAGAUGGGCGGCACAAUGAGAUUAGGGAAGAGACGGACCAUUUUCAAAACCAGCAAUAGUGUAUUACGAAGGCUUUAUGGAGACGCAGAAUACGUGGAUGAAAGACACAGACAUCGCUUUGAGGUCAAUCCUGAGCUGAAGAGUCACUUUGAGGAGAAGGGUUUCCGCUUCGUCGGUCAAGACGUUGAAGGGGAAAGAAUGGAGGUCAUCGAGCUGGACGAUCAUCCGUAUUUCGUUGGAGUGCAGUAUCACCCAGAGUUCACCUCUCGGCCCAUCAAACCGUCACCUCCGUACCUGGGUUUGCUGUUGGCCGCAGCUGGGAAACUGCCGAGCUACCUGCAGAAGGGCUGUCGCCUCUCUCCACGGGACACAUACAGCGACCGCAGUGGCAGCAGUACACCAGACUCUGAGAUCUCCGAGUUGAAAUUACCAUCCAUCUCCAACGAAUGACAAGAUAACGACACCGGCCAGAAGAAUGAACGCAGAAAGGACAGCGGUUAUUUACUCUCAUGUCUGUUUUAUGGACAGUUUAGAAGUCGCUCAGAAAUAGAUGACUCGCUCUAGCGGUGAGCACCUCGCUGCACUUCUACCGGCAGCUGGGAAUCAACUGUGUGUGUUCUGUCCCGGAAUAAGGUGUUUUAUAAACGGACUCUGAAUCCCUAUGGGCUGAGGUACAUUAUCACUAACUGCAUUCUGCAUGAGAUCAACAUCUUGGCAUUAUGAGGAAGUUCAGCCUAGUUAUGGCCACGUAACAUGGACUCUGGGAGGGGGGGGGGGGGGCAAUGAAUUUUACAUCACAAUACUGACAAAAUCCAAUGAAAUGAGGUGUCUCUCUCAUCUAGUGCAUAACUAUCAGUCAUAUUUUCAUAGACUGGAGGCACCAGGUCAUAUGAAAAUGGAAGAUACUGUAAAACUAUGUAGCCUAAAAUAACUAAUUUAAUCAGAAAUAUCUUAUGUGUAAUUAAUAUACAAGAUAUUACUGCACUGAGCACAUGUGAAGCAGUAGAUUUUAGUGUUUUUUGUUUUUUAAUGGAAAAACAAGGCGGCAGUUCUUUACUGUAGUUUUUAUCCAGCUUCGGGCGGGAGGGUGUUAUAUCAUUUUGUCGUCUGUCUGUCCAUUCAGUCAUAUCUUUUUUUGAAGAAUGCAUUGAGAAAUCUGCACCGAAUUUAUCCUGUGGAGGCAUCUUGGCAUGGAGCAGAAGCCUAUUGAAAAUAGGUGACCGUGACCUAUUUUUUCAAGGUCACAUGGCUUUGUGCAGUUAUAAUAUCUGAGAACUUUCAAAUAUAAAUAUGUAUGUAAUACGAUUUACACAAAGAGAAUCUAAUUUAACUUAUAGGGCUGUAACUUUCUACAGAAUCUUUCACUAUUUGGCCGAGGGAGAUUAACAGCAUGUUAUGUUAAUGCCCUGUGACCCACUGAGUCCAAGUGUAUGCUGUGAAUGUUUUUGUUUUUGGACCGUAGAUUCCAUGUUAUGUUACAAUUAGGUUGAACUGACAACUUUACUCAUGAUGUAAGGGGUUACAUUUCCAUAGAGAAUGCAGUUGUUUCCAUACCUAUCAGAUGAUCUAAGAUUGUACUGUUGUGGCCUUACUAUCAAUAUGAAACUGAUAUUCAGGUACAGCCAUUUACGUUUACUUUAUGGAAUGCAACAGGGAAUAAAGGAUUCCACUCAGACUUGUUGGUGUCACAAAACCUGA
Molecule: messenger RNA, 3212 nt
Organism: Sphaeramia orbicularis (orbiculate cardinalfish)
Lineage: Eukaryota; Metazoa; Chordata; Actinopteri; Kurtiformes; Apogonidae
Gene: ctps1a
Product: CTP synthase 1a
Biological process (GO): pyrimidine nucleobase biosynthetic process; CTP biosynthetic process
Cellular component (GO): cytoplasm; cytoophidium
Molecular function (GO): CTP synthase activity; identical protein binding
Source: RefSeq, a predicted model, not a curated record